Colletotrichum navitas is the source of this 798-nucleotide messenger RNA. RefSeq lists its product as uncharacterized. Bases 121 to 618 code for a protein of 165 amino acids. NCBI's taxonomy places the organism in Eukaryota, Fungi, Ascomycota, Sordariomycetes, Glomerellales, Glomerellaceae. The transcript has a single exon. The record is from RefSeq and is a predicted model, not a curated record.
GGGGGGGGGGGGAACCGAUGCCCCAAUCCGGCUGAGGGUCCAGGUGUUGAUAUGUCUGUCUGGGCUCGAUGGUGUACUUGUUAGUUAUGGGUUGGUGAUAUUGUAUGAACCAUUUAUUCGAUGGAGGAGAUGUCGUAUCUUACGUUAGGCCUUGAUUUGUCAGUCAGAUUAGUGAAGAAUGAGGCAGGAGGUGGAUCUAACUGGGAUUGUUCGCGUGAUCGUGAAUGUUAUAAACAUGAGGAUUCGUCGCCUGUCCGAGUCAAUCUGGCUGUCGAAAACCAACAACCGAUCUCAUACAUGCUUGCUUCCCCAUUCAUCGCCACAUCAUCCAAAAUGUCGACCGACAGACUCUCUCUAGCUAACAAGGCGGCCAUCGUUACCGGUUCUGGCCGGGAAAACGGUAUCGACGCGGCCAUUGCCCUAGCGCUGGCCAGACCUUGCGCUGGCGUCCGCCGAUGUAGAGUUACCUACUGCGGGCCCGGUCCCAUGCGGCAAGCCCACGCAUUUCUGCGAAUCACGGAGCCCAACCGCCGCAGCCAUUGGCCUCUUCCCCCCCCGUCGUCUUGGGCCGCCGUGGUCGGGCAGGUGUGCUUGUGCAGGGAGUUCCGUCUUUGUUGAGCACGCCCCGGUCGCCCGUCGGCUGCGCGGUAUGACGCGCCGAUCCGUCUGGAGCCACUGCAUAGGAACGACUUGUCGUGUUGUCUUCUCUGUCAACGUCUCGCCUAUGUUGCGCGUCAACCUGAGUGUGCACUCGGCUCGCAAGUCAUGUCGCGUUGCGUAUCAUCACAUCAACAUCGG